CGGGCCGUACGAGAUAUAGAUAUAUUUGCGGGCCAGUGCGCAUAGAUAGACGAAUUAAUAUAACGGCGUAAUAAAAACGAUCUCGGCUCCGACGCGCGUUUCGUUAACAGGUUUUACUCGAUCGCGAGAUUUCGUUCGAUUCGAAAUUCCUAAUGAAUUGGUAAUGGAGUUUUGAAUUCGUUCCGUGCUGCCUGCUUCGAAGAAUUCUUCGAGGAAACUUCGAGGAAAGUUCGAGGAGGAGAAUGACUAGAACUAGUACGGUGCGUACCUUCAAACGCAAGUCGCUUUAUAACCAAGCACAACGUCCGGCGUUUUGCUGCAGGACGGUCGAUCGAAAUAAUACGCAAUGCCGUUCUCUUCGUCAUCCCGACGAUCGGACGGUAGAUGGUUCCCCCCUUGAUGUUCGAUAAUCGAAGGGGAAACGUCCUUGUUAUCCCGAGCGUUCUUCUUCGAGACGGGAGAGGGGGAAGGAGUCGAUCGAAGAAUAGUCUCGAUUUUGUCGACGUUGCUGUCGACGCUGGAACGCCCGUACCAUUGGAAGCUUUGCGAGGAGACGUUAGCAGGAACGUUAGCAGGAGCUCGGAGCACAGGCUCCUCGUUCUUCUCGAGAAAGUUGCAAACGCUUACGCGUCUCUCUCUUAGGAGGGACUUACCGAGAUAGGAGGAAGUCGGCCGUGCCAAAACGUCCAUCCUGUCGAAUUGACAAACGCUGCUACCGCGAUCACGUGGAUAAGGUGGUCUCGCAAACACGUCCAUUCUGUCGAAGUGGCAAAUACUCGAGGAGCCCCGGUGAUCCCUCUGAAGAGGUCUCGCCAAAACGUCCGUUCUAUCGAAGUAACAGAUACUCAUACCUCGAUCUCUCUGGGACGUUCUGCUUUGAAGAAUCUGAUAAUCCCCGCGAUCGACCUGACACACGCUCAUACCCCUCUCGCGUUGCUGCAACGGCUUGUCCAACGACUUACAAACGCUCGUCCUACGUUGACCCACUUUCGAUGAUUCCGUAAACUGGGACCCGGCUGUCGUCGUUAAUGCCGUCGCUAGUUCCUUCGAGCUCCUCACCGUUCCCCCCGGUUCUUCGUUCUCCGGGCGAUCGUCCUCUAUGGUAUUUUUCCUUACGGUACACUCCGCCAAAACGAGGGACUGCAGAUCGAAGGCGCUCUUGGCGCGUCUCGGUGUUUCCUGAUUGACCGCGACAAGGGACGCGCUGCUCGAACCGACGAAGACGCUGUUCUGUCUCGGUCUCCAGCACUCGGCGGUAGUGGUGCUGGGUACGCAGCUACUCUGGUGCACCGGGUGAUCCUGCCGGUGGAUGUUAAAUUUCGAAUAUUAUUAUUGGAAAAUGGCAAAUUUAUAUUUGUGGAUUUUUAUGUUGACCUUAAUAUUAAAUCAAGCAAAUUCAGUAAGACUAUUUAACUGGUUAUGGGGUACACAUACCGAUGAUACAAACGUUUUGGUUGCCGAUGGUGUACCUUUGAUAUCAAUACCAUAUGAAGCUAUGACGGAAGAUGAAAAGUUUCUACAAGAAGCUGCAAAGUUUACAGAUAUUCAAGUUUCGUCCCCUUUAGAAACGUGUCAGCAUAAAGUAAUUAUGAAAAUAAGAACUUCCUGCUACGAUAUGACCGAAGAGCAGCUUGCCAAAUUGAGCGUCAAUUUAUUGAAUUGUCAAUCAGCAGUAGAAGGAAGAAAAAUGUUUCCCUGUAGAGAAGAGAUGUCCCUUAAACAAUGCACCACGGAUAUGGAUGCGGAUAUGUGGAAUGCAUAUCAUUUGAUGAGUAAUAGGGCUCGAGCGGUUUGUUAUGCGGCCCGAAGUACACAAUUUCGUGCUCUAACCGAAUUAACGGUCAAUAAAUUGAUGCAAACUGCACAUUCGCAAAUUAAAACGUUAAUAUCCUUGAAGGAAAGUCAGGAUCAUUUGAUGGAUCGGACAAGCGAGGCGUUAUCCUCGUUGUCGGACAGCAAUAAGGCAUUAUUAUUACAACAACAAAAUCUAAAGGAUGCUCAAACGAGUGCUCACAAAUUGGUAACUACUAAUCUUAGAAAUUUAAAUAACGAAAAGGCAUUGAUCCGCCUAGGUCACUCUCAGCUUGCGACCAUGGUCGAAGACGUGAAAGGGAAAUUAGAGAAGGCAACCGAAGAACUUGUUAAACAAUCUACAGUACGUGGAGAAAGUCAUAAGGAAAUAUUAGAUGACUUAACAAAUAUACAAAAUCAAGUAGAAUUAAUUUGGGAAAAGAUAGAAUCUAGUACUAGCCUUAUACUUGAUCAGCAUCAGGAAGCUGCCAAUCAGUAUGAACAAAUGAUGGAAAAGUUGGCGCGUAUUAAUGAUACUAUUCAGUUUAUCUCCAAUGCGACCAAUAAAAUCCGUACAGAAAUAGAACAGAACAUUCAUCAACUCGAUUGGAUUACAGAUUACAUCGGGGAUACUGGGGAACAAUUACAAAAAGUAUAUCGCACAGUUUUGCAUAUUUUGUAUCUAUUAAUUGCCAUGAUAACUGCUGCAUUUCUGAAUGCACCCUUUUGGACCAGAGCGGCUAUAAUGGGCAUUGUACCUUUAAAUCUUUGUUCUUAUCUGAAACAUGGCUUGGACGCUUGCCUUGAUUUUCCUUCCAUCACAGCAUUAAUAUUUUUAAUAACAAUGAUGCAUUUUUUAAUGAAUGGCAUACAAUAUAUUUGUAGAUCCAAAUUUCAAAAUCCUGAAUCAGUAAGAUCGAUUAAUGGGUUAUCCAAUGGUAACACUCGUAUUUAUGCAUCACCUUCUGAUUCCAAUUCCAUUCAAACAGCAUUCACCUGCUCCGUAAUAACAAAGACAGUUUGCAACUUUUCCAUUACUAUACUUAAUAAAAUAAAUAGUUUAAAAGAAAAAACCAUAAAUUUGAUUCAAUCGGUAGCUUUGUGGAGUCGACAAAAUAUGUCCGUACAAGAGCAGCUUUCUUGUUCGUAUAUACCGGCAAAAAAGUCGCACAAUGAUGUCUAUAACUACGAUUAUCCUGACAUGUCCGACGAUAUUUCACCGGAAGAUAUAUCUAACAAAUUUGACAAUAGCUAUAAUAUUACUGAUGAUGUCAAUAAUUUCACGAAUAGAAAUGAUCUCAGAUAUCGCUUAAAAGGAGUAAGAGAGUUUGUUGCUACGACUGAAGACAAAAAUUCAUCUCUAAGCUCAUCCAGGAGCGGUAGCCCAGUACCACGUAUGUUAUGUAAUGGAUUAACGCGAGGCGGGAAGAGAUGCCGUUUGUUUGCAACCAUCGGUCGUGAGUUCUGUUCUCGUCAUUCUACCGGCACAUCGAUUAUAACCGAUUAAUAUAUUUUAAUAAAAAUAAUACUUUUAUACAGCUAUGUUUAUUAAUCGAUAUAAUAGUAAACAAUAAGGUAUUUCGUAUGUUCCUUAUCGCGUUAACUUAAUUAAAUGUAGUUUAUAGGAAUGUGCCACGAUACAAGGUUAGUGAUAUGUUUCUUAUUUAUUAUAAUACAUUUUAACAAAUGCGCUUAAGACAUGUACGUAUACAAAGUUGUUAAUGAUCUACAUUUUAUAAUUUUUAUUUGAUUUUUACAUAAGAUAUAAAAGCAAAAUACUCAUUACUUUUAUGUAUAUUGUACAAUGUAUGUUGAAAUUGGAUGAAUGCUUAAGUAAUUUUAUAAUCUACGAUUAGAGCGGAUAUAAGUUGUCAGUAAGAAAUGCUUCUGUUAUACCCCGAGAUAACAAAAUUAACACAAUAUUUAAGAGGUAGAUAUACUAUUGUUUAAUCAUUUCAAAAAAGUGCCUUAAUAAAAUUAAUAUAAUUUUACGUACGA
Molecule: messenger RNA, 3789 nt
Organism: Vespa velutina
Lineage: Eukaryota; Metazoa; Arthropoda; Insecta; Hymenoptera; Vespidae
Product: protein brambleberry-like
Exons: 9
Coding region: 1310-3298 (662 amino acids)
Source: RefSeq, a predicted model, not a curated record